UUAAUUUUAAGAGAAAUAUGCCAAUUUUAUCAAAACCAUUAUUUGGACUUGUAAGAAAAGGUGGACAUGUUAUUUGGAAAGAAGAAAGCGCUAUUCGAUUCCCAGUACUUAAAAAAUUGCCUCCAUCCUUUGGAGGACCUAUGAUUUUCUUAUUUCUUGGUAUAAUGCCAACAAUUCUUUAUUUUAAAGCACAAAAAGAUUAUAAUCCUCUUUCCUGGUAUGCAAAAGUUUGGAAAUAUGUUGAAUUGAAGUUUGAUGGUUUAUUCCCGUCUAGUUCAACCUUUGACAAAUCUUUAACACCGGAAGAGGAACAAGAAUUACGUCGAAAACAAGAUGCAACUCCCCCAAUUUUUAAGAAGAGUGAGAAAGAAAUGGAUAGAUUAUUUAAAAAACUUGGAUUUAAUCUUUAACGGAAAAAUUGUUUUUAGGUUUAAAUUAAUUUUUAAUUGUGUUCGAAAAU
Molecule: messenger RNA, 460 nt
Organism: Meloidogyne enterolobii
Lineage: Eukaryota; Metazoa; Nematoda; Chromadorea; Rhabditida; Meloidogynidae
Source: the annotation of a GenBank genome assembly